AUGAGAUUCUUCCCUUCCCUCCUCGCAGCGGCACUGUACCUCACCCAUUCCGUCUUGUCUACUGGCCUAGAAAUCGACUAUCAGACCCCUGAGAUCGAAUGCACACGGAAGACCGUCAAGGGCGACAAGAUCGACGUGCACUACCGCGGCACUCUGCUUAGUACGGGCAACGAGUUCGACUCCAGUUACUCGAGAGGAAGUCCGUUGAACUUUGAACUUGGUGCUGGUAGAGUUAUCAAGGGAUGGGACGAAGGUCUGCUUGACAUGUGUAUUGGGGAGAAGAGGAAGUUGACCAUCCCACCCGAGUUGGGAUAUGGUGAUAGGGCUGUUGGACCGAUUCCGGCGAAUAGUGUGCUGGUCUUUGAGACAGAGUUGAUGGGCAUCAAGGGUGUGAAGAAGGAUGAGUUGUGA
Rhinocladiella mackenziei CBS 650.93 is the source of this 411-nucleotide messenger RNA. RefSeq lists its product as uncharacterized. The record is from RefSeq and is a predicted model, not a curated record. Gene Ontology annotation, biological process: protein peptidyl-prolyl isomerization. The transcript is spliced from 2 exons. Lineage: Eukaryota; Fungi; Ascomycota; Eurotiomycetes; Chaetothyriales; Herpotrichiellaceae. Bases 1 to 411 code for a protein of 136 amino acids. Gene Ontology annotation, molecular function: peptidyl-prolyl cis-trans isomerase activity.